UCUGAUCACCCUCUGCUCUGUCUCAUGGUGUCCCGACGACCGUGACCACAGGACGUCCUGCGCAUGGUGUAUUCUCUCAGGUCUUGCGCCUUGUAAGAUACGAAGGCCAAAAUUUCCUGCGGGACCCAAGGCCGGAUGGCUGGGCAGCUCAAUACUCCCUCCGAAAGACAUAGGCUCUGGCAGCGUGGUGAUGGAUGCCCGGGAGCGAGAGAAGUCCCAGUCACGUCGGCCGAGCAUUAAACGACCUUGGGAGGAGGACAACGUCUUGCCAGAAGCGGGCAACACCUCUUUUGGAGCAACAUUACCCCCAAUCGAUCCCCUACAGUGUCGCAGAACAUCAACCUCCAGGCAAGCAGAAGCUGGAGGCAAUUUUCGUAAUAUAUACCACCCAGACAGCCAGGAAGUCGGGGCGAAGAGGGCCAGAUACGAGGGGGGAAAUGAUUACAUUGCCUUUUCAGAGGGGAAGGUCCAAUCCCAAGCAUCUCAACUAUAUAAUCCGAAUCAGAGCUCUUUUGGCCCACCCGGUUUCCAAGAGCGGCAAGGCGGGGAACCCGCAAAUGCUCAAGAUACCGCCAUUCUGUGUCGACGAUGCAGGAGGCUGACCACACAGAUUCAAGAUUUAGAGCUCGAGGCUUGUGAGAAGUGCGAAAGCAAUCCGGAGCUAGCCCUUGUCACCCAAAAGGCUGCAGCUGCGCUGACUCAUCUGGCCAAUACUCUUGUUUCUGGUAUCUCGUCCGCUCGUCGCGGUGUCAUUCGUACCCCUGAGGAAUUUCAAGUUAGCUCGGCCGACUGUCCUCCAAUUGCACAGUACGGGUUGAGACACACCCUCAACUGGUUACUUGGCAGAAUCAACCACAUUAAUGGCCUAGCGGACCAGUUCGUACAGAAUGUGCCGUCAGAAUUCUCACCUACUUUUGACAAAAAGUUUACUGGGCCUGGCCAGAGCAUUGAAGAUGGUCUUCCCAGCAUCAUGAAGCGCCGCAUCAUUACCGAAUCUGAUGAGGCUCCCACAGACAGGAGCGACAAUGCUGAGCCCCUCUCUGACGCAAGGAUGUACACGAGGCAGAGGUCUAUUGCAACAACGAUGAUGGGCAACGAGGAAUCGCCAUCACGAUCCCAGAAUGAAUAUCAUCAUACUUCGCAGUCCUCAUUAGGUGGGCCAAGCCGCCGGGGAUCUUUUAUGAAUCCCCCACCAGCACCCAACCGCCAACUCCCUUCGCCGCCUGGGCGGUCCCUCCCAUCUCCAACAUCAAUCAACUUUCCUUCUCCGUCCGCUGGACCCUAUGGAGUUGCCCAACCUCUCAACUUGCCUACGCCAUCAAAUCUACAUCAUCAAUCACCGCCAAGUGGCUACUUGCCACCGAUUGGAGCUGCACAUCGGACCGACGCCAUCCAAGCUCAUUCUGCAGCCCUCCAGCAUGAAGUAUCUGUUCAGAAGAUUGCUCUAUCAUCCCUCCAGGGUGAGCAUGAUAAGCUCCUAGCUGCCUUUUCCCGCUCUCAGACUCGUGCCAGUGCGUUGGAGAAGAAACACGCCGUCUCCGAUAGCGAGAUCAUCAGCCUGUCGGAAGAGAAGAUGCGGUUGCAAACUCAGGUCAUCGAGUUGGAGCGCGAUGUCGAAGAAUUAUCGCGCACGAGGGAUGAAUGUCGCCAGGCUGGAGUGCAAGAGGCUGCUCAGUACGUGGAGAUUGUCAAAAAAGCAAGUCAACUGGAAGAACUCGCGGCUGAAGAGCGAAAGAGUUGGAGCAAGAUGAAGGCUGAAAUGGAGCAAACAAUCGAGGCACUAAGGGCUGAGGCCACCGCAUCAGAUGUGGCACUACACAGCGCAGCCCUGCUUCCUCUCACCCAAAUCAUUGACGACGUUGAUACGCCAGCGUCAUCUGUCGAGGCCCAGAUGGACCUCAAGAUAGAACCCACGGCAGAUACCGUACCUACAUCAUACCCGAAGGAGUUCCUACAGGAAUCUAACGAAGGACUCAAAGAAGAGAUUCGUCGGUUGCGAUCUCGGUGUGCAGAAGUGGAAUCUGCACUGCGCGUUGUCAGAGAUGACAGCCGUAAGAUGGAAGGAAUAAUAGAGGCUCUAGGCUUAGCCGGGAAGUCGAUCUUGGAACGAUCUGAUAGAGCACUUGGAAGCGUGACCGAGGCUUAAGAGCCAGUUGGCUCUGGGCCACCAGAGAGGUUCCUACCGCAUACAUCUAAUAAGCGUCUAAUCAUUGCAGGCGUUCGAAUUAGGUUGGACAUCCGAAGGGAACGUUUUGUGGGUUUUAAAAAUAUCGCGCCUCCCCAGGCCGCUCAAGCUAGCUUGGAGAUGUUCUUACCCUCUGCUCUGUGAAAGGAGACGGGCAAUCAAUUAUAAUUUCGGAGGUGCACCUAGCAUUUCUGA
Molecule: messenger RNA, 2380 nt
Organism: Hyaloscypha bicolor E
Lineage: Eukaryota; Fungi; Ascomycota; Leotiomycetes; Helotiales; Hyaloscyphaceae
Exons: 4
Coding region: 191-2146 (651 amino acids)
Source: RefSeq, a predicted model, not a curated record